Molecule: messenger RNA, 1724 nt
Organism: Pararge aegeria (speckled wood butterfly)
Lineage: Eukaryota; Metazoa; Arthropoda; Insecta; Lepidoptera; Nymphalidae
Gene: Pdp
Product: pyruvate dehydrogenase [acetyl-transferring]-phosphatase 1, mitochondrial
Exons: 4
Coding region: 113-1594 (493 amino acids)
Biological process (GO): protein dephosphorylation
Molecular function (GO): cation binding; protein serine/threonine phosphatase activity
Source: RefSeq, a predicted model, not a curated record
AUAAGGUGUAUUGUAUGAAACCAAUUACUAAGUAAAAGAAGACAAAAAGCCUUAUUUAUUUAUUUUGUGAUUGCGUAACAUGCCCGUUUAAUAAUUGGGUUUUCAUUUAAAUAUGAAUUGUUCAAAUAUAAAUAUAGUUUUUAAUACAUGCGCAAAAAUAGAUCGCAGCUUGAGACAAAAGUUGUCAAGUAUUUGGUACAAAAGUUACGUUUUGGGCGAUAGGACUCGUUAUUUUCAUUCUUCUCGUACAAUAUGUCAAACCCAGAAAGACGAUGUUGAAGUCCUCUUGUCACCACAAGAAGUGACAGUAAUUCUUCGAAAAAAUGAAUUUAAUAAAGAUUUCUCGCAUGGGUCUGUUAAAUCAUAUGAUUCCAAUCAAUUGCAAUCAAAUGACCCUAUUGAAGAUACUCGAUGUGAAGCACAGUGCAAGAUGACACCAGGUUUAUUAAUGGGAGUAUUUGAUGGUCAUGGUGGUCCAGCAUGUGCCCAAGUGGUAUCUAAGCGGCUGUUCAAAUAUAUUGCUGCUGCUCUCCUCCCUCAAGAGUUAUUGGAAAACUACAUCAAACAAGAACCUAGAGAGCUAUUAAUCGAUACAUUUAAUGACAGAGCAGAAAUAGUACAAGACCUAAAGUUUAUCUAUGAUAAAAGUUUCAACGAAUACUUGAGUAAACUCUCGAAUACUGCCAAAGAUGAGAUUGAUGUCAAAGUAUGUUUGGAAAAAAGCAUUAUGCAUUUAGAUGAAGAUCUUUCGAGAGAAGUUGUAGAACCGUUUAAAGAAAAUGGUAACGUUAAUCAUAAAACACUAUCAGUUGCACUGUCAGGUGCAGUAGCAUGUGUGUCUUAUAUAGACGGACCGCAUUUGUACAUAGCAAAUGUUGGUGACUGUAAUGCUGUUGUAGGUACAAUGACUGAGGAUAAUGAAUGGGUAGCUAGAAAAAUAACAAAAGAACAUAACACAGAAAAUUUCGACGAAUUAAAAAGGAUAUGGAAUGAGCAUCCAGAUGAAGAACGCAAGACUGUGAUACGAAGGGAUAGACUCUUAGGAGAACUUGCACCAUUACGAAGUUUAGGAGAUUGUAGAUAUAAGUGGAAAGCUGAAAUUUUAUCCGAAGUGGCAGUACCUUUGAUUGGUCAAAAGGCUAUACCGGCAAAUUAUUACACUCCGCCAUAUCUUACAGCUAAACCCGAUGUCUAUUAUCAUCGACUAACACCAAAGGACAAAUUUUUAAUUAUUGCCUCUGAUGGUUUGUGGGAUAUGAUGACGCCGUUACAAUCAGUCAAACUAGUUGGAGAGCAUAUGAAAGGAAAGGUAUUUUUUAAUCCUCUUCAACUUCCGAAAAAGAAUAUUCAGCUUGGUGAUAUAAAUGAGCUACUGUUGCAUAGAAAAGAGAGUCUGAAAAGUAAACCAAAAGAUAGGAACGCGGCUACUCAUCUAAUUAGGCAUGCCAUAGGAGGUACUGAAUAUGGAAUAGACCAUUCAAGGUUGGCACAUUUAUUGAGUUUAUCAUCUGAUGUUAGUCGCAUGUUUAGAGAUGAUAUGACUGUCACCAUUGUUUAUUUUGACUCUGAAUUUCUGAGGCAGUGUCCGGCUUAAAUUUAUAUCCAAUAAUUUACAUUGAAUUGUGGAUGUUAUAUGUAACAAAACUUGAAUUGAAUUUUACUGUUCCUUAUUUUAUUCAGUAUGAGAUGAUUACAAUUUAAAUGUAAUUUAUUUAUUUGUUUCA